AGACAAAAAAAACAAUUCCUUCAAAACUGUGCAAGGCAAAGAACGAGAAUGAGAAACAUGGUGAAAAAUUUCUCUAGUAAUAUUCCUAAACAAAAAACCAGGAAAAUUUGGAUGAAGAAGAGGAGCAAGCACUGGUGGAACACAAUUGUAAAGAGUGAAACUUUUGAUGAUCAAAUGGUGGAAAAUUUUCGAAUGGACAAACAAUCGUUUCAAUUCUUGUGUGAAAAACUUUCGCCAGCACUAUCUCCAUCUGCCAUCGUUGUUCGUGAGGCUAUUCCAGUAGACAUGAAAGUGGGAAUAGCGCUUUACAAGCUGGCAUCAUGUGCAGAGUACAGAGUUGUUGGGAAUCAGUUUGGCGUUCAUAAAUCAACCGUGAAAAAAUGCGUAUACGAAUUUUGCCGAGCCGUGGUAGAUGUUCUUUUAAAAGACGAAAUACAUCUGCCAGAUGAAAGUGAAUGUCUUUCCAUUAUUCGAGGAUUUGAAGAGAAGAGCGGUGUUCCCCAAAUUUUGGGAGCGAUUGAUGGUACUCAUGUACCCAUCAGACCUCCCCUGGACGGAGGUGCUGAUUAUAUCAAUAGAAAGGGAUGGCCAUCAAUGGUUUUGCAAGCAGUCGUUGAUUGCAAUUAUUUGUUUAUGGAUAUCACUUGUAAACAUCCUGGAUCCGUUCAUGAUGCAACGGUGCUAAAGGAUUCAUACCUGAGCAUCAAUAUUGAUAAAUUCAAAUUCCCCAAAGCAACAAUCAAUGGCGUAGAAAUGUCAGCCUUCUUCAUUGGGGAUCCUGCUUACCCACAACUACCCUGGCUUAUUAAAGGGUACACUGGCACUCUUGACCCGGUAGAAGACUCUUUUAAUGCUUAUUUAAAUAGAGCCAGGAUAGUUGUUGAGAAUGCUUUUGGACGCUUAAAGGGAAGAUGGAGAAUUCUUCAAAAACGUAUCGACAUUGAUGUUAAAUUUGUACCUCACAUUGUUGCGACUUGCUGUGUGCUACACAAUAUUCUGGAAAGAAGAAGAAGUCCAUACAGGGAAACUUGGAAUACGGAUACUAGCACCAUGAGUGACUUACUCACACAGCCAGCAUCCACGAAUAUUACAUCAACUUUACAAGGCGAUGAAAUAAGAAACCAUUUAAAAUUGUACAUGGCACAAAACUUCCCUUUAAUAAGAAGUAUAAAAUCAAAUGUUUAG
Messenger RNA from Episyrphus balteatus (marmalade hoverfly), 1185 nucleotides. RefSeq lists its product as uncharacterized. Bases 49 to 1185 code for a protein of 378 amino acids. Lineage: Eukaryota; Metazoa; Arthropoda; Insecta; Diptera; Syrphidae. The transcript has 3 exons. The record is from RefSeq and is a predicted model, not a curated record.